AUGCCAAAGACCAAGACCGCGGUUUGCCCUCCGGGGAUUAUGAACAAGAUCGGCGUGCCUCUGGAUCGCAUUCAUCCCGUGGCUCUGGUGGUUGGCAACCCUCCUUGGUUGGACGAGCUGGCUUCCUUGGCUACUCGUCAUGAGUUCUUCAGUCAGUACAAAUCGCUUCGUUCCAUGGAGUUGGAGUUCAAUGGUCAGACUUUCUUCGCUUUGAGCUAUGGUUACGGUGCUACCAACUUGCACCGUUUGCUCUGCGAACUGGGCCUUUUCGGUGUUAAGUGCGCGAUUUUGAUCACGAAUACAGUCAGUUUGGUCCCCGGCCGUGUGCCUCGCAAGGCUGUCUGCGUUACCUACGCAUCGUGCCGUGGCGAACAAACGUCGACGAUAGAAGUCGACAUCACUUACCCCGCUGUGGCACACCCCGAUGCCGUACGCUCGCUACGGCAAUCGGCUGCCAAGCUGGGAAUCGCAACUCGUUUAACGCGUUCGUUGACUCGCGACACGGUAUAUCCGCCGAAAGUCGAUCGCGGCCACACCCUCCAUGACGAGGUGUUGCAGACCGGUGUCGACUUGGAGGACCGCGAGGUGUCCACGUUUUUGGUCACAUGCAGCAUCCGUAGCAUGGUUGCCGGCGUGAUUUCAUGCAACGAGACUGAGCCUGACAAGUUCGACGAGAGCACGGGCACAGUGGUGGAGGAGGAAGACGUUAUUGAGGCACGCCGUCAAACGAUGCGUAUUGCGAUGGACGCAGCUGCGAGGUUGAGCGUCGAUUACGCAUUUGAAGACUAA
This is a messenger RNA of Babesia ovata, 789 nucleotides long. Its product is annotated as purine nucleoside phosphorylase. NCBI's taxonomy places the organism in Eukaryota, Apicomplexa, Aconoidasida, Piroplasmida, Babesiidae. Gene Ontology annotation, molecular function: catalytic activity. The transcript has a single exon. The record is from RefSeq and is a predicted model, not a curated record. The coding region runs from base 1 to 789 and encodes 262 amino acids. Gene Ontology annotation, biological process: nucleoside metabolic process.